Molecule: messenger RNA, 948 nt
Organism: Aspergillus tanneri
Lineage: Eukaryota; Fungi; Ascomycota; Eurotiomycetes; Eurotiales; Aspergillaceae
Product: P1 family peptidase
Exons: 2
Coding region: 1-948 (315 amino acids)
Molecular function (GO): aminopeptidase activity
Source: RefSeq, a predicted model, not a curated record
AUGAUAGAUACCAACACAAACGCUCCUCCAACUCGACCUCGUGUCCGGGAUCUUCUGCCAAAACUUCACCUUGGUCGUCACCGCCCUGGGUUACUAAACUCUCUCACUGAUGUCCCUGGUGUAUUAGUCCAUACUGAAUCCAUACACCGACCGUCUACAAAUACCAGCCAUGCGAUCAAUACAGGCAUAACCACGAUUCUGCCCCGUCGGGAUUGGUUCAAUUAUGGUUGUUAUGCAGGCUACUUUCGCUUUAACGGCUCUGGUGAGAUGACUGGCUCUCACUGGUUGGAUGAGACUGGUCUACUUAACUCGCCUAUCAUACUGACCAACUCUUUCUCUGUGGGUGCAUGUUACACAGGUAUUUAUGAAUAUGCUGUUCGCGAAUACAGAGAUAAGGAAAGUGGCCUGGUGGAUUGGUUCCUGCUCCCGGUGGUGGCCGAGACAUGUGACUUAUAUCUGAAUGAUAUUGGUGCCAUGGUUGUCACACCAGAUAUGGUGGUACGAGGAAUCGACCAAGCUAACGCCGACUUUGUAAAGGAAGGUAAUACAGGAGGAGGAACGGAGGUAAUGUAUACAGUUGCUGCUUUGGUCCAGGCAAAUUAUGGUGCUAAAAGGGACCUUCACUUUGGUGGAGUUCCAGUUGGGCGCCUAAUCGCCGAACAAGACGCGAUCGCCACUGCUGAAGAAGAAUCGCAAAGGGAGGAUGCAAGAAAAGCCAAGGAUGGAAGUAUUAUUGUGGUAAUCGCAACGGACGCGCCGCUCCAUCCUACCCAGCUUCAGCGUUUGGCUAAAAGAGCUACUGUGGGUCUAUCGCGUGUAGGUGGAUGGGGAUCUAAUAGCUCGGGGGAUAUCUUUAUUGCCUUCAGUACUGCCGAGAAGAUUCCCCGAGCUCCAGAUUUCAGCUGGAAACCAAGAGUCGAACAGAAUAUUGCUGUGGUGCAGAUGUGA